Molecule: messenger RNA, 7571 nt
Organism: Anoplopoma fimbria (sablefish)
Lineage: Eukaryota; Metazoa; Chordata; Actinopteri; Perciformes; Anoplopomatidae
Gene: tdrd6a
Product: tudor domain containing 6
Exons: 19
Coding region: 399-7058 (2219 amino acids)
Source: RefSeq, a predicted model, not a curated record
AAUCUGUGGCUGCGGUGAAGGGUUUCCCUCAACUUGGGCUUGACCAACAGCGGCCAGCUAGGCUAACCGUGCAGCAGGUUUAAGCUAACCGUGCAGCAGGUUUAAGCUAACCGUGCAGCAGGUUUAAGCUAACCGUGAAGCAGGUUUAAGCUAACCGUGAAGCAGGUCUAGGCGGCUGUGUGCAGAUUGGAGAGAUUAACGUUAACUCCAUAAACCUGCGUUGUCACCGUCGGUCGCGACUUGAAGAAGACUAAAUAAAACGGCAAGAUUUGUGCAAGCUCCAUCAUCUCCUGUGAACAUCUAAAAACAACAGAGAAGCAAUAACAUCCAGUGCUCAAACGGCUGUGUUGAGGAGAGAUGACAAAUCAUGGAUAGCUGGAAUUCAUGAAACUGCCAAAAUGUCUUCAAUCUUAGGACUCCCUGAACAAUAUUCAGAUGUAACAGUCCUCAUAAGAAGCGUCCACUUGCAUCCUCUUUGUGUGCUUGUGGAGUUCUGGGGGAAAUUUAGCGAGGACAGGACAGCAGAUUAUGAGUGCCUUGCCAAAGAGAUUCAGUCUCCUGGAAAUGCGUCUCAAGAGUUUGAAGGAAAACCUGGUGACCAGUGCUUGGUUCAAGAAGAUGAUACUUGGUACAGGUCCCGAAUAGUCUCAAGAAAUGGCUCGAAUUACAGUGUGUUCCUCUUUGACAAAGGGAGAACAUGUAGCACUACCACAAGUCGGCUGGCAUGGGGCAAGAAGAACCACUUCCACCUGCCACCCGAAGUGGAAUUUUGUGUCCUAGCCAAUGUGUUACCACUCUCACCUGAGAACAGAUGGUCUCCAGUGGCUCUUGAAUUUCUGAAAUCUCUUUCCGGGAAGUCUUUGAAGGCACAUGUGCAAGAUGUACUGGUGCCGCACAGAACAUUUCUCCUGCACAUCCCUUGCAUAUCAAAACAAAUGUAUGAGAUGGGAAUUGCCAGGAAGCUGUCUCCAGAUGUGUUCCAGGACUAUGUCCUUACGUCGCUGCAGUCUCACAGUGGAGUGGAGGUGUCUCCAGGGACUCAGAUGUCCAUGGGAGCAGGUGAGCGUCUGCAUAAGAAAGAUCUCUUCAUGUACCCAGAGCUGUCAGCAGGAACUGUGGAGACCGUCAUAGUUACAGAAGUGAUCAAUCCCCGAAGGAUGUUUUGCCAGUUGAAGGUCUUCUCACAAGAGCUGAAGAAACUCUCUGGGCAAAUAACACAGUGCUGUGAGGGCAGAACGACGAAUUGCAUUAUAAGUCCAGAAAUGGUUGGGUUUCCGUGCGCUGCGAGAGGAAGUGAUGGCAGGUGGUACCGCUCUGUUCUUCAACAGGUAUGCUCAAACAAAGUGGUGGAAGUGUUGAAUGUAGACUAUGGUACAAAACAGUUUGUCCAAAUGGAGAAUGUAAGACCACUGGCUACAGAGUUCUUCAGGAUGCCCGUCGUGACUUAUAUCUGUUCCCUCCAUGGAAUCAUUGACAAAGGGCUUGGAUGGACAACCAGCCAGAUUGGCUAUCUCAGGACCCUUCUUCUGCACAAGACAGUGAUUGCCAAAUUUGAGUACCAAAGCAUCUCUGAGGGUGUCCAGUAUGUCACACUCUAUGGGGAUGAAAGCACAAGCAUUAACAACCUGUUUGGUUCCAAGGAGAGCUGUUUUCUUGAGAGUGAAAAACCACUUGGAGAUUAUGCCAUCCGCAGCACAGCAUCCAGCCGCAAGCAUCCAGCUCAACAAGAAAGAAAUCAAAGAAAGGUGUUAACUUCUGGACAGGCUGUAGAGGAAAAAGAAGGGAAAGGAAUAGUAGUGAAGUUGCCAGUUGAAGACCUCUCUCUCAACUCCUCACAUGUGGUGGUAGUUCAACACAUAUCUGACCCUUCAGAGUUUUGGAUCCAAACACAGAACUAUUCAAAUGAGUUGGAUGAACUGAUGGAUAGCAUCUACCAUCUGUACAAAGACUCGGAGAAUAAAGAUGUGGCUCCAAGCUUUGGCCUCUACUGUGUUGCCAAGGCAAAAGAUGGUGAGUUCUACAGAGCAACCGUGGCUGAAGUUGGCGAGACACAUGUCAAGGUGUUCUUUGUUGAUUAUGGAAAUACGGAACUGGUUGACCGGAGUAACAUCAGAACCCUUCCUGACGAGUUCAAAAAGCUGCCAUGUCUCUCAUUGAAAUGCUCCCUGGCCGGAGUCAGGCCGAAAGAUGGGAAAUGGAGCCAAAGUGCCUGUGAUUAUUUCAUCAAAGCAGUCACAGAUAAAGAAGUAACUGUACAUGUGACAGCAAAAUUUGAUGAGGGUUACGUUGUCCAACUAACAGAUCCUAAAGCACAGGGAGAAAGAGAUCUCAGCACACUGAUGUGUAGUUCUGGCCAUGCUGAAAGGGCUGAGACACGGCGACAACUCAAUACCAAAAUGAGCACUCAACCUGCCAUUCUGCCACAACUCCCAGAUGCCAGGCUCUAUGGUGUGUACAGCAACAAAGGCAUGUUUUCCCAGGCCACCCUUAACACAGUUGGCCCUGCCGGUAAUGAAAGACAAAUUCCAACAUUCAAGGAGCACAUGUUUCCCAUCGGAAGUGUCAUUGAUGUAAGUGUGUCCUACAUCGAAAGCCCAAAUGACUUUUGGUGCCAACAAGUUCAAAAUGCAGGGCACUUGAAAUUGCUGAUGCAUGACAUACAGGCUAAUUAUGCUGGCAGUGAGUUUCAGCCCAAUGUGGAAAUGGCUUGUAUCGCUCGCCACCCUGAUAACAGAAUGUGGUACAGGGCCCUUGUAAUUCACAAACAUGAAACACCUGAUGUGGAUGUGUUGUUUGUUGACUAUGGCCAGAUGGAAACAGUCUCCCUCUAUGACCUGAGGAGGAUCAGCCCACAAUUCCUUGCUCUGCAGGGCCAAGCUUUUCGAUGCAGUCUGUUAAACCCUGUUGACCCCACGUCUGCCAUAAACGAGUGGAAUGCCGAAGCAAUAGCAAAGUUCCACAGCUUUGUGGAAACUGCAGCAUCCAACUUUGCAAUUUUAAAGUGCACCAUAUAUGCUGUCAUGUACAGUGAGCAGAAGAUUGUUUUCAACAUUGUGGAUCUAGAAACUCCCUUUGAAAGUGUCUGCACCAGUAUGGUCAAUCUGGUCAAAAGUGCACCUCCGAAGAAAGCUGCUGGGCCAUCUUUCCGUCUGGACACAUACUACUACUCCAUGCACAAUGUCAAAACAGGAACAGAGGAACAGGUCACAGUGACGUGUGUGAACAAUGUCCAUGAGUUCUACUGCCACCUCGAGAGGAACGCUGAUGUGAUAAAAGAUCUCAAGAUCAAAGUGGGAAAUCUCUGCCAUCAGCUUGAGAAUGUAAAGCUCCCAACAGUCUUUGGAACUUUGUGCUUUGCGAAAUACACCGAUGGGCACUGGUACAGGGGACAGAUCAAGGCCACAAAGCCAGCGAUUCUGGUUCACUUUGUGGAUUAUGGUGACACUAUUGAGGUGGAAAAGUCUGACUUGCUUCCCGUUCCCAGAGAGGCUAAUGACAUCAUGUCUGUGCCUGUGCAAGCAGUUGCGUGUAGUCUCUCUGACGUCCCUGCCAACGUUCCCACAGAGAUGAACCGCUGGUUUGAGACAAGCGUAACAGAAUGUAAAUUUCGAGCACUAAUUGUGGCCCGAGAACCUGAUGGGAAACUGCAGGUUGAGCUGUAUCAUUGCAACACUCAGAUCAAUUCAAAGAUCAAGAAGAUGUUUCAGACUGAGAAGCAUUCAGAGCAGAUUAUUGUCCACCAUAGUCAGAGAGUACUUGAGGCUUCGGGGAAUCAUGCACAAAAUACUCCAAAAGUUGUCCCAAAACAAGCUGCAGAAAUUGAAGAUCCCACUCAAACCAUCAAUGGAAAUUCCUCCGCUCCAAAACCAGCAUGUCAAAUGAGGAAUGCUGAUAUGAAUCUGCAGUCUGCACCAAAGCCUUUGUGCCAAGUUUAUGAAAAUAGCCGAAGGAUUAGAGCUGCUCCCUUUGAGUUCUACAUACCUCCACACAAGAGACAGUCAUGUAGACAGACACCCAGUAGUACAGAAAAUGGCUCUGAGCUGGCAGGUGCCCAUAUCAAACCAGGAAAAAACAGUCUUCCCACAGAAACUAAACAGCUCAUCAAUACCAAAUCACAUGGCACUGAAUCUAAGAAGGAAAGCGAUGUGGAAAGAUUCCCUACACUUGCAGACCUACCGUUAAACUCUAUCACAUCAGAUAUGGAAGCAGAUGUUUAUGUCUCGCACUGCAACAGCCCAAUGAGUUUCUAUGUGCAACUUGUCCGAGAUGAAGAUGAAAUAUUCUCCCUUGUGGAAAAGCUAAAUGAUCCCCAAUCCACCCCCCAAACCAAAAUCGUCAAAGACGUGCAACCAGGUGACCUUGUUCAAGCAGAGUUCGCUGAGGAUUCCUCGUGGUACCGAGCUGUUGUACGAGAGACCCAUGGCAAAACGAUGGCUCUUGUUGAGUUUGUUGAUUUUGGAAACACUGCAAUGAUGCCAAUUGACAAGUUAGGCAGACUCCAGAAGUCUUUCUUGCAGCCUCCCAUCUACAGCACACACUGUAUGCUGAGUGAGGCUGCUGGUCUUAGAAACGAGGAAAUGCUUAACCAAGUAAUGUUGUCGGCAUUCAAAAAAGACAUCGGGGGUAAUGGAGAAAAGGUGCUCAAGUGCAACUUCAUCAGGCCGGCAGGAUCUGUGUGGGAAGUCAGUCUUAGAGACAGUGGUGUGAAUGUCACGUGUAAAGUCCCUCUUACUUGCUCAACUGAUGGUUCUGAAAAUACCUCAGAGGAACCUGAGCAAGUCAAGGAACAACCUGCCCAGAUCUGGCAGAACGUGCCAGAUAACUCAGAGGAAUCACCACCGAACUCCUCUCUAUGCUACCACCAACAAGAGUUUUUAGAGGGACAAAGGUUAGAGGUCUACAUAACGGCUAUAGAUGAUGCUCAGACCUUUUGGUGUCAGCCGGCGGACUCAGGGGACCUUGAGAAGAUAACAUCAAGCGUCUCAAAAGUGUUGGAUGCAGCUGAUCACAAACACAUUGACCCAGGCUUUCUCCCCCCUGGCAGCCCAUGUAUUGCUCUCUUUUCAGACGAUGGCUUUUGGUACAGGGCAGAGGUCAUCGACAAAGAUGGCAAUGAGCUGUCUGUUCUCUUUGUGGACUACGGGAACAAGACCCAAGUCAACUUUAAAGAUGUGAGGGAAAUACCCCCUGACCUGAUGGAAACUCCCUCACAGGCAUUCCUUUGCGAGCUUGAAGGCUUUGACGCUUCCCAUGGAUCCUGGGACAGCAGUGCGGUAGAUGAGCUGUCAGUGCUUACAACAGACAAAGUGUUACAGCUGACUGUCACCAGAGUAACAAGAGGAGCAGGAAAAAUCAAAUGCCUUGUGCAGAUGGAAUAUCAGGGCCAGGUGAUAAAUGAGGCACUGGAAACCUGGUGGAAGAGCUCCACGACGGAAAACCAACCUGGUGCAGUUGGAAUGACCACUUCAUACCAAACACCACUGCAAUGUGACUCAACUGUGAAAGAAACUGCACUAAGCCAGGAUCAGCUAGAGUAUGCCAAAGGCCAAGGCAUUGAUAUUGCUGAUGCUUGCAUUUGCCCUCAGAGAGACCAGAGUGAAGAGCAGAGCACCGGCGAGCUUGUUGACCUCCACGCAGAUGUUUUGCCAUGUGAUGGCGGCAUAGAUGAAACUAGGUUACCUCAUAACAAAGGGGACCAAGGUAUUUUGACCUUGAGCUGUGACAAGAGUGCGGUGGAAACUGAAAAAGGAGCUGAAGAGGAGGCUUUCUCAGUAUUGGACAUUAUUGGGCCAGGGGACUUCAAUUCUCCAUUGGAUGAGAACCAGAUGAAUGCCAGAGAUGAGUCAGAGGGCAAGAAGACUGACUUGGAGUCUCUGCCAGGAGAGGUUCAUACCUACAGUAUUGAAAGCAGAUUUGACAACAUGAAUUCUUCUGAUCCAACUGAGGACAGAGAUGACAGCAAGGUUAUCAUGGCAAGGGAUAAUUCUCUUACCAGUACGACUACAGUUAAAAUGGUUUCCCGUGAAACACUGUGGCCCAAGGAGAGCAUUGAUUUGCUUGAGACACAUGAUUGCAUUUCUGACAACUUAAAACGGAUUCAGACUGCAUCGCUGCUGCCCUGCUGUGUGCUUCCUGCGUUUGAGCAGGAGAUUAGCAUGGGAGAAGCCCCAAAGGAAGAGCUGCCAUGUGUCACACCACAUGUUGAGAAUGUGUUGAUGACUGGUGAGGAGACCUUGGCUCAUCACGAGGAUACAUAUUCAGCCCUGCCAGCUGACUUGGACACAGCACCCAUUAAGACACAGACCUGCACAGCUCCGUCCCAAGAUUCGGGUGAUGGGUUUGAGGAGGCAAACUUUUCUGUUGAGGAGGAAACCUGUUCUGUUGAGGAGGUGACCUGUUCUUUUGAGGAGGCGACCUGUUCUUUUGAGGAGGUGACCUGUUCUUUUGAGGAGGCGACCUGUUCUGUUGAGGAGGCGACCUGUUCUUUUGAGGAGGCGACCUGUUCUGUUGAGGAGGCGACCUGUUCUGUUGAGGAGGGGAGCUGUUUGACAGAUGUCUCCACAGACCCAAAUGAGCAAAGUAAUGACUGGGAAGUCACCAGUGCAAGAGGUGAUCGUCUCAGCAUUACAUUAGCAGAGGUUCAACAUGAAUCAAAGCAUCCUGGUAGGGAGCUUCCACAAUUAACAGAAGCUCCAUCAGAGCAUCAAAUAGGAGACUUGUCCCUGCAGGAUGAGGCCAUGCACAACAAGGAGAACUCUGUGACUAAAGACGAGACCUCGGCUCUUCACAAAGAUCACCUUUUUGCUCUGCCUUCCGACACUGAGCCACAAGAGUACACAGUCCCUUGUCCAAAUUUGAGAGACCAGAUUGAAGAGGUGACCUGUCUUGUCAGAGAGAACUGUCGGACAGACAUCUGCAGAGGUCCACAUCAAGAAAAUGCAAGUGAGGAGAUUGAGCAGCCGGUGCACAGCCCCCCAGUCCCAGAGAGGAUUUCAGCCAUAGUGUGCUGGAGGAAGAAAUGUCAUCGUCUGCAGAUGACAGUUUUGAGGCCCAGCUGACGAGGAUAACUCAUCUCUCUCUCAUAAUCAAUGAUGGAUCUGCUGAUAUUUUGCUUGUUAAGAAGCCGGAGGAGUGACCACUUUCUGUUUUACUUAAUUUGCCUUUUAUCAGACACAUAAUCAACUGCAUAUGCUUUAAGUUACAACAUGUUCAGUUCUUUUCUUUCUGUAAAUGCUCAAAGGCAGCUUUGAUUUGUUGAAUUGACCCGGCAGCUCAUCUUUAUCCUUUAGCCAGUUUCAUUGUUCCUAUUGGAAAAACAACCCUGUGGUUUAAAGUGCCUUUGUACAGUAAUGGCAUUAAAAGCAGUUUGCUGUCUGUAUCCAUUACCUUUUCCAGUGGUACUUGCAGCAUUGUUGUGUUACAGACUGUUUUAAUAAACUGCCACAUAAGUCUUUGGAAAUGACUGAUUAUUUUUGUUUAAAAAAAAAAAAAGCUGCUUUGAAUGUUUGAUGUGAAAUGCAGCAUUUACAAGAUGGUUUCUGUGUUUUGUGUGGAUUUAUGCAUGCGUUAAA